This is a messenger RNA of Suillus clintonianus, 1944 nucleotides long. RefSeq lists its product as uncharacterized. Lineage: Eukaryota; Fungi; Basidiomycota; Agaricomycetes; Boletales; Suillaceae. The record is from RefSeq and is a predicted model, not a curated record. The transcript has 6 exons. Bases 38 to 1831 code for a protein of 597 amino acids.
CCCGGCAAAACUUAUCAAGUCAGUGUACGUGAAACAUAUGAUAUGCAAAGCAUUACUAAAACAUAACAAAAAUAGCAUGGCCCCUCCAAAGUGGACAUCAGUCGAACAAGAGGCUUGGCUGCAACCUUGGUAUGAAAAAUUCAAGGUAAAGCAGAGCGAAAAACACAAGAAUUACAAGAACUUUUUUGCCGACCUCAACGAACAAUGGUUCGAAGAGUUCCCAGAACCAAGGCCAAGUCAUAUCACGCAGGUAGGACCCCUGACGUUAAUAGAGGAAGCUGAGAUGGGUGUGGCUUGUGAUGCACGUAAAGCGGUGAGUAUUGGCCCAUUAGGCAAUGAACAAACAACUCAACUAAUACAUGCGACAAAGAAAUUAUCUACACGAUUCAAAAAUAGCCUGGGAAGUUCAAAGACAGGGAGAAAGGCGAAGGCGGAUACAACGAAUGUAAUUGAUGCCGUCAUUCGCAGCAUUACUGAGUGCGAGAAGCCCACACGUAUGCUUCAAGAACAAGAGGCAUACUCGAAAUUGUUCUAUACGACCCGUGUUCAGCCAACCGUAAAAGAAUCCCUGAAAGCUGUUCAGGAACACAGGACACUCACCAAUGGCGAACGUGUCGCUCUUGUGAAGAAGGAGACUGCAGCAUUGUAUGCCCAGGAGUCACCUGAUAUCAAAGAUCAAGUGAAGCAGUAUCUUGAAGACGAGAAGCAGCGCAAACUCCAAAUCAAGCAAGACGGACGGAGCCAAGUGUCUGACUAUUCACGAAACCUCGAUAAACUUGCGGCAGUCGCCAAUUCAUUCCUGAAAGGGCUGGCGGAGGCAACUGGGAUGUCGUUCUCCCUCCUUGCUGGGGGUCCAUCUCCCGAGGCACAUGGGGCAAUUGACGUCUAUAGUUUUCAUAUUGGUCAAACCAAGCUAGGUAACAACUUUAACACGGCUUACCCUGGGUUUGAUGUUAGUGUGAUGGAGCCUUUCCGGGAUUUUCUGCAUCGAGUACAUCCGGAGGCUGGUGUAUCGACACCACAAGAGGGCAGUAGUGAAAUCAGUGGCGACACAGGUGGCUUAUCGACACCUUUGGAUGCCACUGACUUGGAUCUAUAUGAGUCAGGCAACGACCUUCUGUCCUUUUUGGAUGUAUCAUCAGGUACCAACAGCGGCGUUCCUGAUACCUUGUCCAUGGAGGAUACAUCACUAUGGUCUGAUGUGCAAUCAGCGCAGCCUGCGCUUGAUCAACUCCCCUCACAAUCUCACGUCCUUCCGGAGUCAGCCACGACGCCUUUGCUCCCUUCAUACAGUGAUACCUAUAUGCCUCCGGACUUGGAUGCAUUUCUUGCUCAGCUGGAGGUUCAGCUGGCGUUAGAACCAGGUGCAUCAGAAACCGAAACCACUACUCUGCCGCCCAUGUCAACGCUUCACUCGGCAUCACCUCUCACAACCACCGCCAGUACCUCCAUUCCCCCACCAGAUACCACCGGCAACUUGAGUAUACUGCCCGCUGUCUCUCACACUCCCCAACCGGUUGGAACACUUACCAGUGAACUUCCUCCUGCUUCGACAACUGGUUCGUUGAACGUGGAUCCAUUGGCGCAUGCUUCGACAACUGGUUCAUUGGACGGGGACCCAUUGGCGCCUACCUCGGGUAGCGAAUGUCUUGAUGACAUAGGUGUCAAUACUGAGAAAGAUGGGCCAGCGCUUGAAACACGCAGGACCAAGCGCAUCCCCAAGCCAUCAACACGCAACGACACUGCGAACGCGAUUGGCGGUUCUCGGAAGGAAAACAAGCGCCCCGCUGAUACGUCUUCAGACCAUGGACCUAAGAGGACGAAAGUGUGAUAUAUCUAACAUAUUCCCGCAACUCGCUCAUUUCAUCUUGCCCGUCAUUUAUUCUUUGUGAUAUAUGCGUAGUACUUGCCAAUCGUGUAAUGAACACCUGUUCUCGAAACUUA